AUGCGGCGCGAUUCAAGUUGGGAUUUUUACCUCGCGUUCGCGGCGAGUCCAGGUUACAAUGAUAAUGUUAUGCUUGGGGUAGAACGACAACUUCUCGGUAGCUGCUUAUCCGCGGUAGCACUCGCUCCUCGCAUUUGCCCCGCAUUGCCAAUUCUUGGCUACAGUAUGACAUGGACCGGCGGGCGUGCCGAGUCACCCGUGCGGGAAAUGACCCGCUGCGCAGAACACAGGAAUUUGAGUAACUACGCGGGCGCUCAUGGGAGUAAUAAUCACAUUCGCGUCAAAGAGGAAGCCAUUGCCGAGAUGACGACGACGAGUUCGAAACCACCCGCGCUAGAUGGAUGA
This is a messenger RNA of Laccaria bicolor S238N-H82, 345 nucleotides long. RefSeq lists its product as uncharacterized. The record is from RefSeq and is a predicted model, not a curated record. The coding region runs from base 1 to 345 and encodes 114 amino acids. The transcript has 5 exons. NCBI's taxonomy places the organism in Eukaryota, Fungi, Basidiomycota, Agaricomycetes, Agaricales, Hydnangiaceae.